AACAUUUCAAGACAAGGAGAGGGACAGUGUGAUUGACAGGUGACAUCACAAGGACGCUGUAUAAAAGGUGAAAGUGGGGAAUCUGAGCUCAUUUGGGGAGUUUUCCAAACCUACAUCCAGUCACACGUUCUUCAGAGAGGACACCGAUAUCGACGAUGGCCGAUCACGAACUGGUUCUGAAAUGCUGGGGGGGCGUCGAGGCUGACUUCGAGGGAACCGGAGGAGAAGUUCUGACCCGUCUGUUCAAGCAGCAUCCGGAGACUCAGAAGCUGUUCCCGAAGUUCGUGGGCAUCGCUCAGUCUGAUUUGGCAGGAAACGCAGCGGUGAAGGCCCACGGCGCAACCGUGCUGAAGAAGCUGGGCGAGCUGCUGAAGGCCAGAGGAGAUCACGCCGCCAUCCUCAAACCGCUGGCCACCACACACGCCAACACGCACAAGAUCGCCCUCAACAACUUCAGGCUGAUCACGGAGGUGCUGGUGAAGGUGAUGGCGGAGAAGGCGGGUCUGGACGCGGGUGGACAGAGCGCACUCAGGAGAGUCAUGGAUGUCGUGAUCGGAGACAUCGACACUUACUACAAGGAGAUCGGAUUCGCCGGUUAAAAGACACGCUGAGCGUCACCAACUCAGCAGCAUCACAAAAAAAAAAAAACGCUUGUCUUGUUCAUGCAUUAGUCAGUAGAAAUUACUGUGCAGCUAAUACGAUUAAAAACUAUCUGCAGAGAACAAAUCAUGUCUAAAACCCAAAUAAACAUGCAACUGUUUUUAGUCAGGACAGCGCCAUGUUUCAUUUUGACGGGAACGAAUACGAGGCUGGAGCUUGAUUACAGCGCGUUCACUGGACUGUACUGUCGACAACAUUCUGAUUGUUCAGCUGACCAAACUCAAAACAGCUUCAUCUAGACAAUAACUCAAAAAGCUGUUGAAAAUCAUCCCGCGCAGCCUCGUUUUCAUCUGCGUUAGAUCCAAGAUGGCGCCUGACCUGAUUAACGUAAAUGUGCCUUAGAACGAGCAGAGCCAAUCACGUCAGGUUUAGAAUGUCAGCUGAUCUGAUGACGCAGGCGCGUUAGGGUCUCAGGAGGAGCCUCAGAUUUGGACUACACGUCAUCUGAAUUACAUUCGAAUGAUUGCACAUUAAUAAAACAAGUUCAGUUUGGGAGAAAAUGACGAUUGAAAUUGUUUAAUUCUAAUGACGCCUCUAUUAUUUUGAAAGGCCAUAGAUAUUUGUUUCUCUAAACUUGCUUGGUCUUACUAUUAUUAACCUGCUUUACAAAUCAUUUGCUUUGCUUUUGUUUAGCAACACUUAUUAAUAAACAUCACUUUUAUCUGCUGAAAAA
Messenger RNA from Cyprinus carpio (common carp), 1333 nucleotides. It is a transcript of the gene mb, whose product is annotated as myoglobin. Gene Ontology annotation, cellular component: extracellular exosome. Gene Ontology annotation, molecular function: heme binding; oxygen binding. Lineage: Eukaryota; Metazoa; Chordata; Actinopteri; Cypriniformes; Cyprinidae. Gene Ontology annotation, biological process: oxygen transport. The record is from RefSeq and is a predicted model, not a curated record.